UGCGCCGUGUCCCCGCGCUGAUCGUGUUUCGUCCCUGAUCAAUUAUAGAUGGGGACACGCGGCGGGGGGAGCGCGGGGCUCCGGCGGCUCCUCGGCACCAUGGGGGGUGUCCCAGCCCUGGGGGUCCCAGGUGGGCGAGGGGCACCGGGAGGCCGGGGCGGGGGGCUCAGGAUGGGUUUUGGGGGUGUCCAGAGCCGCCGGCCUCGCGCUGCCCCCGGCUCAGCCCGGGCUCAGAUUCCUUUUGUGCGGUGCAAGCGGUUCUGAAACUUUAAUGAAGCCACCGGAUCUGCGGGUCCCGCCCGCCCCGCUGCCCGCGCUCCGCCGCUCCGGCCCCGCUGAGCCCCUCGCCAUGGCCCAGGGCUUCUGGCGGCUCUACAAGGCCAAAGUGCUGCAGACCCUGGGGGGGCCGCGGCCGGACGGGGCCCUGCAGGACGAGGGAGACCCCCCCGAGCUGAUGGAGACGGCCGAGCCCCCCGCGCUGAUGGAGGAGGGAGCCAGCCCCGUGUCCCAGCUGGCCAGGAAGGUGCAGGGCGUGGGUGCCCGGGGCUGGCGGACGCUCUCAUCCCUGUUCACCCGCGAGGACGAGCACCAGCUGCUCAGCCCGGAGCCCUGCCCGGACCACCCUCUGGCCACUGAGCCCUCCGAGGUGCCCCACGCCGAGAAGGCACCCGGAUUUUGGGAUCUCUUUGCUACCAAGUGGCAGCAGGCGUCGGGGCCGGACAAGGGGGUGCCCCCCCCGGAGCCGGAUGAGAGCCCUGGGGAGCCGCCGGGUGACGACGGCAGCGACCUGCGGGAGCCAGAGGAAGGGGCCUUCCACUGGGGCUUCCUGGCUGGCAAACUGGCCGAAAUCCGGAAUAAAAACGCCCCCAAGGGCAACUAGAGGAGGAUGCACCAGCCGGACUCUCCAAUAGUUAUUUUCGGCCCCUCAUUGCUGGUGGGCAGCGCCCCGCCCGUGCUCUGGGCUCUGCCGUGGGUUUGGGUGUCACGUCUGCACUGCAGACCCCAAAAUGCCCCUUUUUCCCUGAGCUAUGCCCGGUGCUUUCCUUGCCCUCACCCCCCAACAGCCCCACGGCCCCUGAAGCUGCACAACCCAAAGGUGGA
This is a messenger RNA of Oenanthe melanoleuca, 1101 nucleotides long. It is a transcript of the gene C23H1orf232, whose product is annotated as chromosome 23 C1orf232 homolog. Gene Ontology annotation, biological process: spermatogenesis. The coding region runs from base 272 to 880 and encodes 202 amino acids. The record is from RefSeq and is a predicted model, not a curated record. NCBI's taxonomy places the organism in Eukaryota, Metazoa, Chordata, Aves, Passeriformes, Muscicapidae. The transcript is spliced from 4 exons.